AUGCCUCCUCAAUUUCCCAUCGUCGAUACUUGGAAGUCUUACAAAGAGUUGGAAAAGAGGUUUCUCGGGUGGCUCGUGAAAACAGCAUCUGCAACAGGACAAGAUCUUGAGUCCCCUGACUCUACGCCUCGACUUAAAUACAUCAUGAGUAUCACAGAGGUUGUCAUUAGCGAGAAACAUGAGUUACCAAGUAAUGUCCGAGACGAUCUAGCUCAAGUUAUAUCUAAGCGCAAGGAGGCAGCGGAAUGGUAUGGACGUUACAACCAGGAUGAUUCAGGCCACAUGUAUUAUUUAGAAACGUUGCAAACGAUAUUGCAACUAUUCGAGGAUCUCUACUCUAAGGACCCAGAUGUGGUACUGGAUGAUGAAACUAAUCGGAAACCUCGAAUUGAUUCGGAGACCACCAAUGAUGAGGGAGUCACCAAUAACCAAUUCGGUAGCUUGGAGAUUGAAAGUACUCACCUGUCAUCCUCGGAUUCGGAUAGUGAUGGAGAGAGAAAUUCAACUGGUGGUAGUGCAAAAAAUCACAGAAAGCCAAAAGCAAAGAAGAAGGGAAAGAAUGGUAAAAAUCAAAAGAGUGGAAAGAUUAGAAAGAACAAAAUCGAGAUACCGACAGAAGAACAAAUCACGCCUUUAGAAGUAGAUGCUUCCGAUCCAUUCGACGAAUACCUGAGAGUUUACUUCUUUCUCAAAGAUAUGAAUGUCAUGAGAAAUUAUAUACUCGAUCAGUGGAACGAUUACUCGAUCGAACUUCUCAGUCUAGCAAACGUCUCGCUUGUUACGAAUCAAGCGAUGGCAAUUUUUCAGUGGGCCGAGAAUGGUUUGCUUUCCCAUCUACCAAGUGAUAAACAAAGCUAUGAAAACAUUGCAAAUAUCAUGUGCCCGGAUGUCAACAAGUUGAUGGAGAAAAUCAAGAAUGCAGGCGCCACUGACUUCAACGAGUUGAUGUAUCUCGAGGAUAAAAGUGAUGAAAGCCAAGAGCAUAAUGCUGUUGUUAAAACUGAGGACUAUCUAUGUUAUACCACGUGGUCGGUACUAUCUGAAUGGCAUAAGGAAUCUUCGGUGGAUCAACACCAAAGAAGUUCUAAUCAUCGAGUUGUCACGCCGGAAGAUACCAAGAAGUUCACCUUGGAAGAUAAGAUUGAUCUUAAUCGCACCAUCUUACACGAAUUGCUUUACGAGGUCUGGCACCUCAAGAAAGAGAUGAUUUCAGACGAUUAUAGGAACUAUUUUGAAGAUGCGUUCACGAAAGGUAUUCGGGAUUUUCUGACUACCAAAGAAAUUCCAAUAUGGCUAGUCUUCGCGGCCCAGAUCAUGUGCGACAUUCGGUUCAUUCUGGGGAAGGAAGUAGUGCGUUGCCACGAUGAGGUUGUUUUGUUUUCCAGUCAUAUGUUACAGCACCUGAAAAAUUGCUUCAAGACAGCUAGUAUUCACCAUUUGCACGAUUUUCAUUUUGUAACGUAUCAGCUUUACAACGAUCUGUGGGCUUACAACUUGAAAGACUGGAUGAGCCCGAAUUUUGACCCUCCUCCCGCUGACUGGGAGCAUGAGGGGAUGCAUCCUACGCCAAUCUCAAAGAACAACCAUGAGAAAUUCUCCUAUCUACGCCUGAAUCCUGUUAUGUGUGGGACGUGGAUCCUUGGUCGUACGAUAAGAUAUCAUGAAGCGGGAAAUUGUAACACAGCCUUUGAACCUAGUACAAUAAGCUGUAUACAUCUUUACAACGCACUUCGUCAAGAGUCGCUGAAAGAUUUGGAUGAAUAUCCCAAGUGGAAAGAUAUGGAAUUCCUCAUCUUGAUGCAAUCAGUGGAUCAAUUAUUCAAUCAAAGCGAUGAGCCUUCGAAUUCGAAUGACUAUGUCGUGAGCUUUGAGAAAAAGUUUCAAAAGCGAGGUCCAACAGCGUUAGGAUUGCAGCAUACUUCAUUGCUUGCCAAACACUUUCACAGAAAAUUCUGUAUGCUGAUCGAUUGUGAUCAUCAUGGGUACUCGGCUGAUUUUGUAAAAAUGAUUAACGCAAUAUGCAACGACAAAUUGGAUGAGUUACUCCCCAGUUUGAAAAACAUCUUUCCCGGGAACCAAAUUUCUCCUGGACCUUCGGAUGACGCGCCCAGAAAUAUCUUUAACUGUAUUGAAGAUCUAAAUGACCGAAUGAAAAUGGACUUCUUAGGAAAGAAAUCAAGAAAAUGGGGUGGAGUAGAAUUUCUCCGAAUUAUGACUAGACUGGUGGAAAAAGAAGCUCUCUUUCUGUACUUCGAUUGGCACGGAACUUACGUUACAUGCAUGCAUUUGCUUAAGAAUUUACAUGAGGAAUUCCGAUCGGAAAUCGACGGAGCGGCGUCUGGAAUCUCUCUUCUCCCCGAGCCGUCAGAGAUGGACAAGGUGGCUCAUUUUCUAUUGAAACGGUUGGGUAAGAGUGAGGAAAUUAGAAAAGAUACCGUAAAAAGGAUGCGAAAGGUUUUCGAUAGGAGAAUUCGUAAGAUGAGCGGACCAGAGGAAGACGAACACCUGGUGAUCAGGGCGGUGAAUUUGUUCUUGGUCAAGAGACCUCGAUACGAAGCCUCGAGAGUUGAGAUGGAGUUGAACAGUUCGUGGCCUCCUAUGUAUCCGAGGUGA
This is a messenger RNA of Botrytis fragariae, 2613 nucleotides long. RefSeq lists its product as uncharacterized. The record is from RefSeq and is a predicted model, not a curated record. The coding region runs from base 1 to 2613 and encodes 870 amino acids. Lineage: Eukaryota; Fungi; Ascomycota; Leotiomycetes; Helotiales; Sclerotiniaceae. The transcript has 2 exons.